GUAAUGCUGAAAAACCUGUGAUAAUUGUGCGAGCAGUUGCAGCAAUGGAGGAGCUGCUCAAAAUGGUUCAAGCUGGGGAACCCUUGUGGAUUCCACCAAUCAGAGAAAGGGGUAUUGAGUGGCUGAAUAAAUAUGAGUAUAUGCGUAGUUUUUCUGACAAAAUUGAAAUGAAACCCAUGGGAAUGAAAUCUGAGGCAUCGAAACAGUCUGCAGUUGUUUACAUGAAUCCUACCAAACUUGUGGAAAUCAUGAUGGACGUGAAGCAAUGGUCAAAUAUGUUUUCUGGUAUUGUUUCACGAGCAUCGACCGUUGAUGUUCUUUCAACUGGCGUGGCGGGAACUUAUAAUGGAGCCUUACAAGUGAUGACAGCUGAGUUUCAGCUUCCGUCCCCAUUAGUUUCUGCUAGAGAAUUCUACUUUUCAAGGUACUGCCGACAGAUUGAUAAUGUGACAUGGGCAGUGGCUGAUGUUUCCUUGGACAAUUCGGGUUCUGCCUCAUCAAAAUGUCGAAAAAGGCCAUCGGGCUGUUUGAUCCAAGCACUGCCUAAUGGUUUCUGCACAGUAACAUGGGUUGAACAUGUGGAAGCAGACGACAAAGCUGUUCAUUAUAUAUACAAACCAGUAGUCAACUCAGGUCUCGCAUUUGGUGCAACACGCUGGCUAACAACUCUACAUAGGCAAUGUGGACGCUUUUUUUGUGCCAUGGCAAACAAUGUCUUUCAAGCACCAAAUCUGACAGCGAAGAUAACUACUUAUGAAGGGAAGAAGAGUUUGUUGAAGUUGGCGGAGAGAAUGGUGUUGACCUAUUGCACUACUGCUGGAGUCUCAACUGCACACAUGUGGACUACUUAUUGUGAAAGCGCUCAUGGUACUGCAAGAAUCAUGACCAAGAAUAAUUUUUCUGAUCCAGGCACGCCUCCUGGUAUUGUAAUCAGCGGUGCAACUUCUUUCUGGAUUCCAGUUCCUCCUAAAAGGGUUUUUGACUUCCUCAGAGACCCACAAUUAAGAAGCAAGUGGGACAUCAUGUCCAAUGGUGGACUAGUGGAGGAAAAGUUACAUAUUGCUACUGGCCAUGGUCCUGCUAAUGCUGUCUCCUUGUUGCAAGUAUAUGACACAGAGUGCCAUGGCAAUGUGCAUAUCCUACAAGAGAGCUGUGCGGACCCUACUGUAUCAUAUGUGAUAUAUGCUCCAGUUAACAUUGAUUCCGUGAAUGUGGUCUUCUGUGGAGGUGAUCCCGGCAACGUUAGGAUACUGCCAUGUGGAUUUGCUAUACUUCCUGAUGGUCCUAGACCAAAUGCAGGAGGAAUUGUGGGGGUCGGGUCUGGUGGUUCCCUGCUCACUGUUGCAUUUCAGAUGCUAAAUGAUGCAAUUCCAACAAAAGGACUCGAACCUGGAGCGAUGCCACCUGUAAACUCCCUUAUCAAAUGCGUAAUAGAAAAUAUUAUAAGUGCACUACUGCCUAAUCAGAACGUUUGACAUGACUCAUGAGGGUCAUUCACAUAAGGUAUGGUUAUGAAUAUUACCCAGGUUGGGACAUAAUUUCCUGGUAGUUAUGAUGAAUGGAACAUCCAUAACUGAAUCAACUAUGAUGUAACAUCCUUUUUAAAUUUGAACAUGUACUUCAUAAUGGUCUGUGUUUCAUUAAAGAGUUCGUAUGCAUAAUGUUAGAGUAUCUACUUGAUGAUGCAUUACAUUAUUAUC
Molecule: messenger RNA, 1700 nt
Organism: Daucus carota subsp. sativus
Lineage: Eukaryota; Viridiplantae; Streptophyta; Magnoliopsida; Apiales; Apiaceae
Product: homeobox-leucine zipper protein PROTODERMAL FACTOR 2
Exons: 7
Coding region: 45-1475 (476 amino acids)
Molecular function (GO): lipid binding
Source: RefSeq, a predicted model, not a curated record